AUGGGUCGGAGAAAGAUCAAGAUGGAGAUGGUUCAGGACAUGAACACACGACAGGUCACCUUUUCAAAACGGAGGACAGGUUUGUUCAAGAAGGCGAGCGAGUUAGCCACCCUCUGCAACGCCGAGUUAGGGAUUGUCGUCUUUUCACCGGGAGGCAAGCCUUACUCGUACGGGAAACCGAAUCUCGAGGCUGUCACAGAGCGAUUCAUGAGGGAGUGUGAUGAUGAUGAUGAAGACAGUAAUGGGGACGAAGAAGAAGGGAGGGUCAAUAAUAGACCAAAACAAGUGAAGAAGAUGAGCGAGCGUCUGGAUUGGCUAAACCAAAAGAUUGAAGCAGAGAAGCAAAGAGGUGAGAGGGGUCAGGAGAAGCUUGAAUCCGGUGGUGAUGUGAGAUACAACAAGCCCGUGGAGAUGCUUACCAUCGAUGAACUCAAGGAAUACAAAGACAUGUUGCAAGGAGUCCAUGGUAGGAUUCAAGGUCAAGCCAAACAGAUGCAGGCUUCGGCUUCUCUCAUGCUUCUCUACAAGAAGAAGGCUCCUGCUAAUGCUAAUGAAGAUUUAGAUUCCUAG
Molecule: messenger RNA, 570 nt
Organism: Microthlaspi erraticum
Lineage: Eukaryota; Viridiplantae; Streptophyta; Magnoliopsida; Brassicales; Brassicaceae
Source: the annotation of a GenBank genome assembly